Cinclus cinclus is the source of this 1600-nucleotide messenger RNA. It is a transcript of the gene ALAD, whose product is annotated as aminolevulinate dehydratase. Gene Ontology annotation, molecular function: zinc ion binding; porphobilinogen synthase activity. Gene Ontology annotation, cellular component: cytosol. NCBI's taxonomy places the organism in Eukaryota, Metazoa, Chordata, Aves, Passeriformes, Cinclidae. The coding region runs from base 456 to 1562 and encodes 368 amino acids. Gene Ontology annotation, biological process: heme biosynthetic process. The record is from RefSeq and is a predicted model, not a curated record. The transcript is spliced from 14 exons.
AAUAACUUCGCCAUGAAGGGGAAGAGGAAAACCCUGAAUGCUGGGGACGUGCUCUCUGCCAUGGAGGAGAUGGAGUUCCAGAGAUUUGUGGCCCCUCUGAAGGAAUCCCUAGAAGCAUCCUACACUGCAGUUUGCCUGGGGAAUAACUAAUGUGCAUCUUAACGGGACUGGGAUAACAUUAUUGCACAACUGAUGAGGAUUGAGAAAGUCUCAUCUGCUCUCACUCCCCUAUUAUGUUUAUCUAAGGAAAGCCGUAGGUGCUGCCUGUAAAUGUGACCUCCUGCGUCCUUUUCAGCAUUUUUCUGCUGAAAUUUAACCUGAUUUCCUAUGGAGCUGCUCAGCACAGCUCAGCUCGUAGGUUUACAGGCGUGAGCAGAAAGGAAAGAAAGAGGCCAGGAAAGAUAAAGACAAGAAGGCAGACUCAGAGGAGCAAGAUAAGAGCCGAGAGGAGGACAAUGAUGAUGAUGAUGAAAGGAUGGAGGAAGAAGAACAAAACGAUGAGGAAGAGGUGGACAACUGAGCUCGCUGAGUCUCCUUCCCUGAGAGCAGAGUGCACCAUGCAGGCAGACUCCAUUCUCCACAGUGGCUACUUCCACCCUGUGCUGCGCUCCUGGCAGUGCAUGGCCACCACCUUCGAUGCCUCCAACCUCAUCUACCCCAUUUUUGUCAUUGACAGCCCUGAUGCCGUGGAGCCAAUUCCCAGCCUUCCUGGACAAGCCAGGUAUGGAGUGAACAAGCUGGAGGGGAUGCUGCAGCCCCUUGUUGAAGAUGGCCUCAAGUGUGUGCUCAUCUUUGGGGUGCCCAGCAAGGUCCACAAGGAUGAGAGAGGCUCUGCUGCUGAUGCCGAGGGCACUCCUGCCAUCCAGGCCAUCAGGAAGAUCCACUCCACUUUCCCGGAGCUGCUGAUUGCCUGUGAUGUCUGCCUGUGCCCUUACACCUCGCACGGGCACUGUGGCAUCCUGCGUGAAGAUGGCACCAUCCAGAACGAGCUCAGCUGCCAGCGGCUGGCGGAGGUGGCACUGGCUUAUGCCAAAGCAGGCUGCCACAUUGUGGCUCCCUCGGACAUGAUGGACGGGCGCAUUGCAGCCAUCAAGCAAGCGCUGAUCUCCAACGACCUGGGCAACAAGGUCUCAGUGAUGAGCUACAGCGCCAAGUUUGCUUCAUGCUUCUACGGCCCUUUCAGGGACGCAGCACUGUCCAAACCUGCCUUCGGGGACCGGCGCUGCUACCAGCUGCCCCCGGGCGCCCGGGGCCUGGCCGUGCGCGCUGUGGACCGGGACGUGAGGGAGGGCGCGGACAUGCUGAUGGUGAAGCCGGGGAUGCCCUACCUGGACCUGGUCAGGGACGUCAAGGCUCGGCACCCCACGCACCCGCUGGCCGUGUACCACGUGUCGGGGGAGUUCGCCAUGCUCUGGCACGGCGCGCAGGCCGGCGCCUUCAGCCUGGAGGCGGCCGUGCAGGAGGCGAUCACGGCCUUCAGGCGUGCAGGGGCCGAUAUCAUCAUCACCUACUUCACCCCGCAGCUGCUGCGCUGGCUGCGGGAGGCGGCGGGCCGGCACUGAGCGCGGCCAGUGCGGCUGGGGCGGGAUCUCCGGGGGGG